Messenger RNA from Quercus robur (English oak), 1540 nucleotides. Its product is annotated as protein MODIFYING WALL LIGNIN-2-like. Bases 186 to 833 code for a protein of 215 amino acids. The transcript has 3 exons. NCBI's taxonomy places the organism in Eukaryota, Viridiplantae, Streptophyta, Magnoliopsida, Fagales, Fagaceae. The record is from RefSeq and is a predicted model, not a curated record.
AUAAAAAAAUAAACUUAUUAAGUUUGAUUAUUUUGUGUCUUCAAUAUUUUGGACAUAAUAAUUUCACAACUCACCUCAAUAACAGUGCUUCACUAAACUUUACGCUAAUUCAGUUCUCAGUUAUCACCUUUCUCAGACUCAGACAAAAACACAGCCAAGAGAGAGAGAGAGAGAGAGAGAGAUAGAUGAUGGAGAGAAAGGUUUUGUUGAUAUGCUUUGUGGCUGGAUUCUUGGGUCUAUUAUCAGCUGCUACUGGUUUUGGUGCUGAGGGCACAAGAAUUAAGAGUUCUCAGGUUCAGGUCACUGCUAUUUCUGAAUGUGUAUACCCUCGAAGUCCAGCUAUGGCUCUUGGUUUAACUUCAGCAUUAUCUCUUAUGAUUGCUCAAAUAAUUAUAAAUGUUUCAACUGGGUGUAUUUGUUGCAAAAGAAAUCCUCAUCCUUCUAACUCUAAUUGGACUGUAGCGCUGAUCUGCUUUGUUGUUUCCUGGUUUACAUUUGUCAUAGCGUUUCUUCUGUUGCUUACCGGUGCUGCACUCAAUGAUCAACAUGGUGACGAAAGUGCGUACUUCAACUACUAUUGCUAUGUUGUGAAACCCGGAGUCUUUGCUGGAGGUGCCAUGUUGUCCCUUGCAAGUGUGGCUCUUGGUAUUAUCUAUUAUCUCACCUUAACUUCGGCAAAGAACGGUGACAGUCUAUGGGGCAAUCCUUCUACUCCUAAUCAAGGAGGCAUAGCUAUGGGACAGCCUCAGAUCCCACCAGGGCUGGCACAGAGCAGUACUCAAGAUCCUGUUUUUGUACAUGAAGACACAUAUAUCAGACGACAAUUUACAUGAUUGGUAAUUUUGUGUUCUUUCCCAGUUGAUAAUAUGCUUCAAUCAGUUUUAAAAAGAGGAUGAUCGUGUUGGCUCACUGGGAAACGGGGGUAUUUUCAAGUUUUAAUCAUAUUCUGCUGUUUGCUAGCACCAGUAAAUUCUUUGCACUUGUCUUUUCCUAGGAUGCAUAUGUAAUCUGAAAGAUUCUCUAUUGUUAUGAGUUGGAUGGGUUAUUGUUAAAGAUGUGAAAUAUCAAAUAUGCCUUUUGGACCAUAAUAGUGAUAAUUUCCCAUAUAUAAAGCGUGCCACAUUGAUGGAUGAGACUAAUUUAGACACAAUUCAAUGGAAAUGAAACAACCUUUAGGGGUUUCAAUUCCUUGACAGGUUCGGCUUUGAUAGGAAAAACUGAUUGAUUUGUUGAGUGAGAGAGAAGAGAAGUGUACGAGAGAAUCGGGGCUUUCCAGCUCAGGUUAUGAAGAAAGGCUUCAACUCCUUUCUCCUCCGCACCAGCCACCUCCACGUCGAGCUCUUCUUCCACAGUGGUGACAUUCUCAAUCGAUCUCUCGCUCACUCUGUCUUCUCUCUUUGAUCCACAAUACCAUAGCUUUUGCAGUUUGGGAGGAGAUUUUAAUUGGACUGAUGGUUUUUAUUUAGUGAUUGUGUUUGUGGAUGAUAAUGCCAAGAUUUGGAAGGAAAAUUAGUGAACUAUAAGUUCUUUUUCUUCUCUA